GUUUUACGCGGAUUAGUUAAAAUCCUGUUUUAUGAUGACAGUGUCUAUACAUUUCGGUAGCUAUGUGGUCCACAUAUUUCGUGUUUAUUAUGUUCGUAUAUUUCUGUUCGCUUUCAUGUACUGAAACAUCAAAACCAAAAUACAAAUUGAUAUCGGCACCUGUAGGUGACCGUGUUGUUUUGUCAUGUGGAAUCGGGGACAGUAAAUACCGUGUUUAUGAGUGGCUCGACAACAAAAAACCAAUGGAAUUUGCUACACAUAAUGUUACUAUGCACUCUAAUGGAAGUAUAGACUUUCGACUUCGAAUGGAAAAUGCAGAUAGAAUAUUUAGCUGUCGUUCGUACAAUUCUUAUCCGAACGGCACGAAUGACUCAUCUCUUAUUUUUGUGUACAACUUCGUACCAAUAGUUAAAGCAUUUCUUGCAGAGACAGUGCAUAAUGCUACUGUAGACUGGGGGUCUAUCUACAGAUUCCCGUGCAUUUUUGGAGGGACUGAUCCUAGAGAGAAUACAAUGAUACUCAAUAAUCAGAUUGUUGUUGAAAUGGAACAUAACAUUACCGAAGAUUCAAUUGUGGAGUGUAAAGUUCAGAAUUCCUUGGGUAUGGUGCAUGAUUUGGCCUACAUUACAGUUCGUCCUGAUUCUAAAGCUUGGGGAAUCAAACACGGAGUUUCAGAUCGACAUUCUUAUUGUCAGUCGUAUUCUACAAUUUUACCGAAAUCCUCCGUAUGUUAUCCAUUUAUAGAAAAUAUUGCUAAUGAAUACAAAGAACCUUAUUUAAUUUCACGAUCUCGUUUAUAUUCCAAUGAAAUCAGUAAUCAAGCUGUUAAAAAUCUGUUUACCAGCUGGGAUGAUUUAUUAUCAUCUUCAAUGCAUUUAUCUCAAUCUGAUAAUUAUCUCAGUGAUUCUUUUAAAAGUUCAAAUACAUCUUUUAUAAAAUCAAAUCAUGUUGUAGAUGCGAUAAGUUUAUCUAAUAGUAGUAGCGCUGCAUGGAGAUGUAUUAAUUUGGCUAAGCAUUUAACUUGUGCUACAUCUUAUCCUCGAUGUGAAAUUACUAACACUGAUAGAAAAUCAACAUCUGUAUUUGCCAAUUCAUAUAUUGAAUAUCCUGUUUGUUUGAAACAUUGUCUCGCUGUUACAGGCCUAUUUUGCUUCUCCUCGUUAAAAAUCUUGAAUAAUUCAGCCUUGGAUAGACUUCUCGACAUUCAUCGGAAUGAAUCUUUAAUGAAUUCUGAUUUUGUAAAAACGGGUUGGUCAGAACUGAUCAAUGUGCCGGAAGCCAAAAAUCAAAGUCUUCCACUGAGUUUCUCCGAUCCAUUAGCCAGUGGGACAUCAAAUCCCUUUUACAUUUGUUCAUCAACUAAAAGUGAUAUUAUGUCUUUUGAACCGUCUAGAAAGUCUAUUUGCACUCGUUUACCUAUUGAUAACGAAAAUCCAACAAAUUCCAUUGAAGAAAGUAAGAAAACUCCUGAUGAACAAAGUGUUGACUGCAUCAACGGCAAAGGGGAAAAUUACAGAGGUUUAGCUACUAUGCCAGAAUGUAAACCAUGGACUAAUCUGUUUGUUCUCGAUGAUAAUAUUCAGAAUCUACAACCUGGUAUUUGGCCUGGUUUUUACAGUUUAAACAGUUUCACUUUCCCUAGAAGUUUAGGUCUUGAAGCCAGUUCGUCAGCCGUGUGUCGCAAUCCGUCUGGUUUGGCAUCAAGACCAUUCUGUUUAAGUCGAAAAGGCAACAAAGAAAAUUUUCCAGAUGUAUCUAUGAAGUCAAAGCCUAAUCACUUGGAAGAAUGGUAUUUAACUUCUUGUUAUCAAAUUCCUCAGUGUUCAGAGACCAGUAACAACAGUGAUUAUCAUCAUAACUGGACCAUUGGUGAUGUAUCGUUUAAUGGUCUAGAAACAACAGAGGCUCAGCUACAGACAAUUAUCGCUUGUUCAAUUGUUGGACUGGUUAUUUGUUUAAUAAUCAUCGGUUGUAUAAUUUGGCUCAUAAAUCGUUGUUCUAGAAAAAAUAUUGAAAAUUCGGAUAUACACUUUUCUCAAUUAGAUUUUGACAAGCCUCAAAUUACAGGAGAUGUAAAUAGUGUUAACGAAGAAAAUGAUGGAAAGAGACAAUUUUCUGAGCAUCUCUAUGAUUCUACAGAAAUUAACAAAGAAAAAUAUUUGGAGCGACGUAGAAAAUUAUUAACUCGUCGACGUAGACUUAGACAACUUAAUCCAUGUUCCAAAUGUAUUCUUGGAGCAUAUUAUCGUAUUGUUGACUUCACACAUUCAUCUCAUACAGCUAGUCAAUCCCAUUCAGUUUUUGCUGUUACACAAUAUACUGAAGAUAAAAACACGCCUUCAGCAUCUAAUCAAAAUGUUAUGACUAAUGUAUGCCAUGGUCGUUAUUUAUCAUCUUUUUGCCCAUGUUUCUGUUUAUCUAAUUUUCGCAAGAAAUCGAAACACGAUUCUCUCAAAAUGAUUCAAUUUGUACAUAGUUGUCCUGUAACUAAAAAUGAAUUGAUUGAUGAAGAGUUUGAGGCUAAUACAUUGGGAAUGCGAAUGGAUAAGUCAGUAGUUUAUGUGACCAAUGUGCCUACAAUUAUCUCACCUCCUAAAACAAUCGAUUCUUCACCAAAUACUUGUGUGAUCUGUGGAGUUGCUAGCAACCUUUUAUCAGAUACAUGUUCAUCUUGUCGUUGUUCUCAAAAUAAACAAACUGGUGUUCCGUCUGCAGUAACUACAGAUCAUCCUAUUAGUGGUGACUCUUGCUCAGAUAAUCACGUGUUGAUUGAUGACUAUGAGGUUGAUUCAGAGUUUUCUCCAACUACUCUUGGCUUGAUUGAAUCAUCCUAUUAUUCACUAUCAUCUGGGUCUGCUGAAUUAGGUUCUUCCAUAUUACCGGAAAAGUUAUUUAAUGUGGCCUCGAUGAAUCACUUGCUACAUCCAAAAUUUAAAUCACUGUGCUAUCCUCGCAAUCGUCUGGUUGAAAUAUGUUGUUUAGCUAAACGUGCAUUUGGUUGGAUCAUCUUAGUACAUGCUCCAAAUUUGAAUAAACUAGUCCAUAGAAGACGUUUGUUAAGUUUAACAACUUCAGAAAGACUGGGUCUUGUCUCUUCUAGUUCACAAGAAAAAGAAAAUACUAUUGACGUCCAGUCAUCUUCCGAUGAAUCAAAUAAUUGUAUUGCUGUACUGAAAAUGAUUCAAGGAGGUUCUAAUCUGAAGGCGGAAGCUAAUUUCCUUCGUGAAGCUGAAAUAUUGGUUGAAUUACAGCAUAGAAAUAUUAUACAAUUGUUAGGUGUUUGUAUUCCACUGGAACCACUUUCACUCCUUAUUGAAUAUAUGCCUUUUGGUGAUUUUUAUUCAUUUUUACGCCGAUACACCGGUGAAUCACCAGGAUACAAUUCUCUUGUAGGCGCAGUCAACGGGGAAAUAGUAAAUUCAUAUAGUCAAACCUUGUUACAGACUACAACGGUUCCUAAAAAGGAUUUCAUUAAUGAAUAUCCUACCAAUUUGAAUGUCAAAAUUCUCACUGAAAUGGUGAUUGAUGCUUGUGAAGCUAUGGUUUAUUUAAGCGAAUUGCAUUAUGUACAUAGGUGAGUCUACUCUCAUAUGAUGAUAAUUAGAAUUCAGUUAAGCGUUAAAUUACUUGUUAAAAGUUUAUCGAUUAUAAUUUGAAAGUUUCGUUAAUUAGACUACGAAACUAUUAUCACUGAAGAUAAAAUCUCAGCGUGAGCAAUAACGUAUGAUAUUUUGUUUCGUUGUCAUAAUAAGCUUCAUUUUUGACUCAGGAUUGCUAAAACUUUCAAUGUAGUAAAAUAACUGUUGGUGCUGUGCGGUGAAACUUAUCUUUACUUAAAAGGUGGUAACAUCUUCGUUCACCCAAGCCAUCGUUGAUAGAUAAACAUUCUACUUUAUUUUUUGUUAAUCAAUUAUAGUACAUGUUAUAUCGCAUUGUUAAUAUGAUAAUCACUUUAAACAAAACAAACGGAAAGUUUUACAUAAGAUUAAUCAUGAUUCUCAUAGAUUUCGUUUAAAAAAAUAUAAUAAAAGGUUCGUUUUUCUUUAUCACUACCAUGUGUUCCUUUCGAUUUUUUCAUUUUAUACAGACCACAACGUCCCAUAAAAUAGAAAAUAACAUUUGUACAAUAUUUGACCAAAAGUGGCUGUGAAUAAAGGAGAUAGUAAUUAAUAGACAGGCCAUAACUCAAGAAUGCUAAAUCGUAUAGUAAUAGUCUAUGUGUCAAAUUAAAGCUUAUAAUAAGAGGGACAUGAAUAUGGACAGUUUAGUUACAUAACAAUUAUACGAUAAAAAUAUACUCAUAGUAUUGGUCCAUAAACGGAUCCCAAAAGUUACCAUUCAUUAUUCUUAUCGGGAUAUAACACCUUGAUUGGUAAUAAAUCAGAUACUUUUGUAUUAUUUGAAGUUAAUUUUUAACACAAUGACAAAGAAAUGUAGUUUGUUGUAGAGAUGAAAAUAUAGACCAUUAUAAUUCGAUUAGAUGAUUUAUAGAUCAACUGCUCAUCAUAUGAAUAUGAAUCUCCAAGUUUGAUCUUGUACAAGUUUAUAACUCCCUAAUACAAAGUGAAACAGUUCUUCAGUCUUAUUGGUAAUGAAGCCCUAUCUGCUAUCGACUCAUAAAGAAAAUCACCUUCACAUUCUCUUUCUGUUUAAAGUUGUAUCUGAAUCAGACUAGAAAUUUUAAAAAACGUUUCUCAUUAAGGAUUAUUAUUAUUAUUAUCAGAAGCUUUAUUCAACAUUAUAUUUUUGGUACAACAUAGAAUUCUCAGCAUAAAGUAUUUCUACAAGUUUCCUUUUCUUAUACCUUGAUCGAUUGUGACGAUAAAUUUUGAAUGAUGACCAGUUAGAUGUUAGAAGUUCGGUAAUCCACAUUUGAUUACUGAUCAUUUGUUUCAAUGCAUAUUGCGAGCAACCAUGAUGUCGCUGAUUGUACCUAUUUGUAUCCCGUAUAGCGAAAGGUUGUAAACUUUUCAUAAACGCGCCUGAAUAGGUUGUGCGCACAAUAGACAUAGUGAUGUGCUAAAACAAACAACAAAACAGAUAACUUGAUGAAAUAUCUAGAUCGGUGGAACAGGUAGCCCAGAUAUUCAAGCAGGCCGCCGGUUCAGAUCCCUUGCAUAUUUUAUUUUAUAAUUUAAGAUCUUGACGAUGAAUACUGGGAAAAAAAGUUAACAAAUACUUGUUAGUCUAUGAAAAGCUUGGAGACAGUUAACUUUGUAACUUUUUAAAAGAUUGUAAUGUUAACUAUCCGGUGAUAGAGUGUCUUUUCUAAAUCUACAUUCAUAUUGUUUUCUCAUUGAAUUCUAGUAUGUUGUGCUAUCUAUCACAUGUGUGCAAUGUGAAUGAUUUUAUUAUGAGGUAUAAUAAUAGUAUACAGCUGUUUUACCCCUGAUAUAUAUAUACUCUGUUAUUCACCAAUUCGCCACAGUUGUUCUGAUGGUUUGGUUAUCUCAACCAGACUUUUAAGUCUCAGACUUAACCCUUGGCACGAUCACGGAUGCACACUCCUGAAGAAUCCCAUACUAGGAUGAAGCAGUUGUCUAGCACUUCCUGGUUUGUAGUAAUUAUAUAAAUGAGAUCAGUCUGUAACGAAUACAAUCUACAGACUACAAGUAAUUAAGUAAUGAUACUUAAUAAAUGACCAAUUUCACAAAAAAAGAUUUGAUUGGUAAUCAGUGGAAAUAGUGUGAACUUUUGUAAAAUAUAAACUGGUCACAUUUUUUGUCGAGGUCAUUGAGAUGAACGUUUGACUGGAAUAAAACCAUUAGUUCGUAAAACAUCAACAACAAAAAUGUGAGAGAUACAAAAUAAUAGGAUGAAUUGUUACGUAAAUGUAACUGAAGGAAUUUGUGUAUAACAAAGGUCAAAACCUAGACAGAUAUUUUGGAUGAAUAAAAUUACUGAUUUGUCUAAUCUAUAAUUUGAAAUAAAAAUGUUCCUUUAGAUGGUUUGUGGACAACUAAUUGGUUUAAAGGUAAAUGCUAUUAUAAUCGAAUAUAACUAGUUACAUAUAAAUUACAACUCUGCUUAAGUAGUAACAUACGACAAUAAAUAAGGAAAUAAUAACAGAUAUGAAACAGUACGAUAUGCAAGAAUUAGGAAUGCUGCUAAAUGACUUCGUUUAUGUUGUUGGUCUUAAACAACGUUGAACCUGUAAAGUAUACAUGCAUUAGUUCAAGUUACCAUACAAAAGCUGCGUAGCAGGAUAAAAUUAUUAAUAGUAAAGCUAGUAACAGUAUCAAUGGUAAUAGAGAACAUUGGGCAUUGACAACAUAACUUGAGAAGGAAGAUUGGAUUUGCGGAAAUAAAAAGUGCAAAAAUAUUUUUUUAAAGUUUAAAAUCUAAAGGGAGAUACAGAGUGGAUGAAUCUGCGUCAUUCAGAUCGGUUAUGAAGUAUACCGUUCAAUAUUUCCAACCGCUGCUCUCGAGAACCUCAAACAGCUAGGCAGCACCUACCUGCACGACAUAGUCCAACAACUAAUAACUUCAUGACCUGAUACCACUCGUUGGCUUCCUCUCAACGUACACCAGCUAACAUUGCGUGUCGCGGUAGGUAGUGGUUCGGCUUGCGUAAUCAAUUUCCAAAUCGCUUCAGCUGAUCCAAGAUUCACUACCUCAUCGAUCGAUUUGUCAUUUUUACUCAAUCGCAACUUAAUAGGAUUUAUAUCGUUGACGUCAUCAACGAAUAGUUUUGAUUUCUUCGAAUAUCUGACGAGGGUGAUGUCUCGAUAUGGGUAAUAUUUGAUCCCAAACAGCACUUGAACGUUAUUCAAUAUAAAUAAUUCAAUCAGUACUACAGUUUAGCUGAUUAACAAAUAUUCCCAUUCAUUAAUAAACAUUCGAAUAAGUGUUUUUAGGCACAAUUCUUGUUUUUCUUAAAACGACCGACCAACUCAUUGUCUAAAAAACAAAUAACUAAAGUUAUUAACAAAGAUUUUUGUUUGGAGGGGAGUAGCCGUAGGAAAUUGUGCGUUCUGCCGUGUAGUUUUACAAGAAACCUCUCGCUUGCAAUGUACCGGUAUUUCUUUCUUUUUUCCACCUUAACUCCUUCUGGUAUCAUUUACGCUGUUUACCUGUAAACUCAUGCCAAUCCUUAUUACUUAUCACUCACCUUUUCUUUUUUCAAUAUUUGAAACUAUAUUGAAGUUUUAAGCGUUUCAUUAAACGGGUUUAAUCUAUCUUUCCUAAUGAUAUAAAUCUACAUAAAAAAAGCUAGUAGAAAAUUAAAUUUCGUUUAUCCUCAACCUCUAG
Schistosoma curassoni is the source of this 7251-nucleotide messenger RNA. The record is from the annotation of a GenBank genome assembly. Lineage: Eukaryota; Metazoa; Platyhelminthes; Trematoda; Strigeidida; Schistosomatidae.